AUGUCGACGCGGCUUGAAAUUCCGGUAUUUGGUGCUGCCUCGGCGGCGACAGCUAUUUUAGCUGGGGCGUCCCGCAUCGAAUUGAACGCAGAGGGAUCGUAUGCGGACGGAGGCCUUACGCCAAGGAUCAAGGACAUUGCACAAUUGGAGUCUCUGGUGGUGCCAGUCAGAGUAAUGAUUCGACCGCGAGGUCCGCCCUCAUCAGGAGGUCUGGACUUUGUGUACUCGAGAGCAGAGUUGGACACCAUGGAACAGGCAAUCCGAGAUUUCAAGGCAUCUGGGAUGAUGAGCGAGCCAAGAGGCGAUGGCUUUGUCUUUGGCGUCUUGAAUGCGCCCAACGCGCAAGCAGUGGUCGGCACAGAUGCCUCGAGAAGCAGGCAUGCCGCGAUAGACGUGGACAGCUGCAGACGUCUGGUUAACGCUGCAAGACCUUUCAAGGCCGUUUUCCACCGUGCAUUCGACGAAGUCGUAGGACGAGCCUAUGACGCCGACACUCGGGCUUUGCUAUGGGAGUCCGGGCUAGGGGAUCUCAUAGCAGUCGGGUUUGACGGCAUACUGACAUCAGGCGGACUGGGGAACGCGCUGGAAAAUGUAGAGACGUUAGACCGCAUAUUCAGGAAGGCAGGGGACGGGGUUGAAGUCAUCAUCGGUGGUGGCAUUCGAAGCACAAAUGUUGGUCACAUUCGACGGACCUUGGGAUUGGGUAGCGGAACUACAACGUCUUGGAUGCACUCUUCCUGUAUUACUGUCAGUGGCUCCGAACAGGUAGAUGGUAAUGAGGUCAAGCGUAUCCUGGAGGAGCUACGCUAG
Molecule: messenger RNA, 810 nt
Organism: Neoarthrinium moseri
Lineage: Eukaryota; Fungi; Ascomycota; Sordariomycetes; Amphisphaeriales; Apiosporaceae
Exons: 1
Coding region: 1-810 (269 amino acids)
Molecular function (GO): copper ion binding
Source: RefSeq, a predicted model, not a curated record